UAGUAGGCUAAAGGUAGCUCAUGCUUUACUAACCGAACCCGAGCGAAGCUUCUUUUGCAUUGUUUGCUACCUUCUUGGCUUAUAUGAGGUGAUGCUAAUGUGACUUACUUACUGAAAGAAUAGCAGCAAACAGGUGAGCCAGCCAAUCCCGGUCUAAAUAUACACACUCGUUAAACUUGCCGGGUGGGUUGAGAAGCUGUAGCUAACGUAAGCUAACACUGGCAGCUAUCUGCUUCGGUAACACUGGAACAGUUAAUGCAGAAAAAUGGCUGAGGCUGUUGCAAAAGUGGCCCGGAGGAUUAAUGCUACUGUAGAAGAGGGAAAAGAUAGUGUGGACCUGUCACAAUGCAUGCUUAUUUCUUUCCCAGAGGGAGUGUUCAAGGUCUUGAGGAGUGUCUCAGAAAACAUCCGAGUUAUCACAUUGGCUGACAAUGAGAUGAAGGCCAUUUCUAGCAAGUUCUUUACAACUUUCACUCAGCUCAGAGAACUGGAUCUGCAAGGCAAUGUGCUCACCAAACUGCCUGAUGCUGUGGCUGAAAUGAAGCAUCUGACCAGCAUCAAUCUGGCUAAUAACAAGUUCUCCAUCUUCCCUGAUAAGCUCACUGAAAUACCCACACUGGAGAGGAUUGACCUUCUAGGAAAUAACAUUACUGAAGUACCACUGGAGAAGCUGUCUAACAUGCCAUCGCUGAAGUGGCUGAAUGUGAAGUCAAACCCUCUGGACUCAAACACAAAGUCAGCUCUGCAGUCUCCUCACAAAUUUGACAUUUUGUCAACAGCAGAGACCUAAAAAAAUACAUUAUUAAAUGUAUUUCACCUCCUGUGCUAUGCAUGCUGUGUGCCUUUAAUAACUUAAGUUGUUUACUUUUGCCUGAGGGGUAAAAUACUUGAGGAUAUCACAAUGCUGUACAAGCAAAAGAAAUGGAGAGCUUUGCAAAGAUGCUGACCUCCUUUUUUGACUUUUCUGCCCUGCUGGCAACCCUGCAUCCUCUACGUUUGGAAUCAAGACUUUUGGAAAUGAAAUCACUCAUUCUUGAUAGACCAUUUGACAUAUAUGAUAUCUUUAUUAUGGCUUAUUU
Molecule: messenger RNA, 1079 nt
Organism: Archocentrus centrarchus (flier cichlid)
Lineage: Eukaryota; Metazoa; Chordata; Actinopteri; Cichliformes; Cichlidae
Gene: lrrc20
Product: leucine rich repeat containing 20
Exons: 5
Coding region: 266-790 (174 amino acids)
Cellular component (GO): cytoplasm
Molecular function (GO): protein binding
Source: RefSeq, a predicted model, not a curated record